Trichoderma virens Gv29-8 is the source of this 1029-nucleotide messenger RNA. RefSeq lists its product as uncharacterized. Gene Ontology annotation, molecular function: magnesium ion binding; inorganic diphosphate phosphatase activity. The coding region runs from base 1 to 1029 and encodes 342 amino acids. The transcript is spliced from 7 exons. Gene Ontology annotation, biological process: phosphate-containing compound metabolic process. Gene Ontology annotation, cellular component: cytoplasm; nucleus. NCBI's taxonomy places the organism in Eukaryota, Fungi, Ascomycota, Sordariomycetes, Hypocreales, Hypocreaceae. The record is from RefSeq and is a predicted model, not a curated record.
AUGCGCUCUCUUCUGCCUCUGUGUCUGCUGAACCUGGCCAUUGCGCCUGUCUACUCUGCAGCCACUGUUGCCGCAAAAGCCGGCGACAAGGCUGUUACGAAGGAGUUCGACGUCAAGUCUCUCACUCUGAGAGAAGUUGGAGCACGCAACACAGUGGAUUGGCGCGUUUGGCUCGAGCAGGAUGGCAAUGUAAUCUCCUUCUGGCACGACAUUCCUCUCUAUCCCGACGAGAAGCAGAGCAACAUUGUCAACAUCUACAUCGAAAUCCCACGAUGGACAGAUGCCAAGAUUGAGACUAAGCGCGACAAGCCUAUGAACCCCAUCUUCCACGACGACAAGGAUGACUUGCCUCGAUAUGUGGCCAGCGUUUGGCCACACAAGUCUUACCCAUUUCUCUACGGAUCGCUUCCUCAGACAUGGGAAAACUCCAACAUCAAGCACAACUUUACUGGAUAUGUUGGUGACAAUGAUCCUAUGGACGUUGUUGAUAUCAGUGCCAUUGACCCCGGAUACGUUGGCCAGGUUAGAACGGUUAAGAUUUUGGGUGCAAUCCCCAUGAUUGAUGACGAGACAACGGAUUGGAAGGUCAUUGGCAUCAACGUUAAUGAUCCUCUAUCGCAAUUAGUCAACAACCUCGACGAUCUGGAAAAGUACCGACCCGGCCUUCCGCAAACCUUUUACGACUGGUUCACUUACUACAAGGUCCUCCGUAGCGGCCAGCUUAACGUCAUCUAUGGAAACAAGUUCCAAGACGCCAAGACCGCGAGCGAGAUUGUUGGUGAAAGCCACGGCUUCUGGAAGGACCUCGUCAGCGGCAAAGAGAAACCCGGCAAGAUUGUCAUUUCGCAGACUUCGCAGCCAACUAUCUGCAAGAGCUACGUUUCUAGCAAGGACACGACCAAGCAGUUUGAUCUGCCCAAGAAGUCCGACAUUAAGCCUGCUGCCCCACGACCUGAAAAAUACAACAAGUGGUUUUACCUGGAUGAGAACUUCCAGCCGCUGCCAGAGCAGGUGAUUGAUGUGGACUAA